Messenger RNA from Macadamia integrifolia, 3076 nucleotides. RefSeq names its product shikimate O-hydroxycinnamoyltransferase-like. Bases 1700 to 3034 code for a protein of 444 amino acids. The record is from RefSeq and is a predicted model, not a curated record. Gene Ontology annotation, molecular function: acyltransferase activity, transferring groups other than amino-acyl groups. The transcript is spliced from 3 exons. NCBI's taxonomy places the organism in Eukaryota, Viridiplantae, Streptophyta, Magnoliopsida, Proteales, Proteaceae.
AAGAGCAUCUGCUUGGCCGCCAUAGGAUUCAACAACAAAGCAUUAUAGCAGAGAAGAACAGUACUGCUCUUCCAAAUUAUUGUUUCUUUCUUUUCUCAAAAUAAGAAAAUGAUCAUGAAAUAAAGAGCUGCAAAGGCUAUGGUUAGAAGUUCAACAAAAACCUUUUAUUGAUUGAAUUACUUGCUAUAAUACUUCUUGAAAAUAAAGAAAAAUGGUUAGGAUCUUUUAUUAAUGGGAAAAAAGAAUCUUGCCAGUAUGAAACACUUGGAUUAUGCAGGGUGUAAAAAGACUACGUUGAGUAUGCUCUUAUGUAUCCUUCCACUAGUCUGAUGGUUUGGUGUUUAUUACACUAGAUUCUCUAUCCAAGGAUUAGAAGUGCAUCUAUACAAGCAACAAUAUAGUGUGCCAAAUCAAAUUUUCUUAUGCACGGGUAUCCAAACAAAUAUUAAAAGGAAUUUAGGGUUGCCUGUUUUUUAGGUGGCGAUUCUCAAUUUUAUUCCUUUUGCCCAAGAGGAAACAUACUAUGUUUUUACAAAUGAGUGUGGGGAGAGAGAAGUGAGUGGGUGGGGGGAUCUCAUAGGGCUGGAGAAGAGGAGGGAGUGUUGCUACGGGCCGGGUGGGGAGGGAGAAAGAGGUGUGGCUGUGAAUUAUUAUUAUUAUUUUUUUAUAAGAAAAAGAAGAAAUUAAAUAUUAAAUAAAACAGUUUGUACAUAUAUGUUGUUAGAGAGGGUGACAUUUUGUUUCUUGUUCAUAGAUACGUAAGCCAAAUGAGCUGAAAACAAGACCACUUCGGUGGUAGGCUUGAGCAGAAAUAUAGUUAAUGGUACGAGAUCUUAAACAUCUACAAAAAUAGGAGCGAUGUGAUCCGUGCGUUAUUGAUUAAUUGAGGAGAUUGGAAAACCUGAUUUUUGUUCCUUAUUAUUAUAUUUUGGAAUAAAAAAUGUUACCUCGGACACACACCGUUGGCCAUGCGGAUGCACAUUGGCACACUUGAAAGCAUCCAAGAGUUGCCCCUCAUUGGCCCCCACACUAGUGUAGGGCCACAUGACAAGGGAGUGCUUUUUUUCCGCAAUGGAAUUUUAGUCCUACUCUUUGGUGUAAGGGAGAGAACACAGAAAGAACCAACUAAGGAAGUGUUUCUCUGUUAGGAAGCGCGACCUACAUCAAUAUCUCUCUCUCUCUCCCUCUCUCUCAUAAACUAGAAAUGUCUUUUCACAUGGGAGGAGGGAUAGAUACAUCCUAGGAGCGCUGUCGUAGGCUACGUUCUCUGACAGAGUUCUUGCCAAAAAAAAAAAAGAUCAAUUCGGUGGUUAAGAGAUCCAUCGAUAAAGAAGAUGAUGGCUACAAGAACGCUAUGGGAAUAUCGCAGCAAGGCAAGCAGUCAAAUCUGAAACUAAAUCUCAAAAUGGGUUCAUGUAGCUGUGGGGUGGUGCGCAACUAUUUCCAAUCUGAACUCUUCCAUGAGUCCACAUUCCUAGCAGUGGAGGACCGUCUCCCCUUGGGGUUCCUGUCUGAGAUCCAGGGCUCAAAGGAGAUGGGGAUCUGAUCUAUCAGAGAAAUAUCCCACCAUGACCCCACAAGGUUCCUGGUGAACUAAUUACCAUUUGGAAGAAAAUCUACUAGGCCUUUGAUUAUUGAAGUAACUGGAGGAAGAGGAAGAGGAAGAUCAGAUAGAGAAGAAGAUUUUAAAGCUGAAAAGAUGAUCGUUAAUGUCAAGGAGUCCACCGUGGUGUGCCCUGCACAGGAUACACCAAAAGGGAUGAGCUUGCUGAUCUCAAACUUGGGCCAGGCAGCACGUAGAACACAUGGCCCUAGAGUGUACUUUUAUAAGGCAAAUAGUUCUCACAACUUCUUUGAAGCUGCAAUCCUUAAGGAUGCAUUAAGUAAAGUUCUUGUGCCAUUCUAUCCCUUGGCUGGGAGAUUGAAGAAGGAUCAUGAGAGUGGGAAGAUUGUGAUUGAUUGUAAUGACAAGGGUGUGCUUUUUGUUGAGGCUGAAACGGAUUCUUUUAUCGAUGAUCUCGGGGACUUUGUACCUUCCUCAUCAUCAGAUUUCAGGCAGCUUGCUCCAACUGUUGACUACACAAGUGACAUUUCUUCAUUCCCUCUUGUUGUCUUGCAGGUUACUCGCUUCAAGUGUGGUGGAGUCUCUCUUGGGGUUGGGAUCCAGCAUUCCGUGGCAGACGGGUCCUCAGGUUUCCGGUUCAUUAAUGCAUGGUCCGAUAUGGCACGUGGCAUUAAUCCAGCCACCCAACAUUUCAUCGAUCAAACCAACCUACGUGGACGAGAUCCACCUAUGCCAGCAUUCCAGCACAUCGAAUUCCAACCCCCUCCAACCCUAAAAGAUACAGCAAAUUCCCAAUCAGUCCCAAACACAAUAACCACCACCACCACGUCAGCAGCUAUCUUCAACUUCUCUCGUGAUCAACUCCAUACCUUGAAGGCCAAGGCCAAAGAGGGCAUUGCUGAUACUACUACCUACUACUCCACAUUUGAGGUACUUGCGGGACACACAUGGCGCUCUGCAUGUAGGGCACGUGGACUUCCUGAUGACCAAGAGACCAAAAUGUACAUCUCCACCAAUGGACGGUCGAGACUUAGCCGCCCUCCAAUACCACCAGAUUAUUUUGGCAAUGCCGUCUUCUCAGCUACACCAAUUGCGGUUUCAGGUAACCUCCAAUCUGAGCAGUUGGAAUAUGCUGUAGGGAGGAUCCAUGAAACGAUGGUGAGGAUGGAUGAGGAGUAUCUGAGAUCAGCUCUUGAUUUCUUAGAGUUGCAUCUUAAUCAGGUGGCUCUCAUGCAUGGGACCCACUUUUUUAGGUGCCCAAAUAUAAGGAUCAUAAGCUGGGCUAGGAUGCCUACAUGUGAUGCAGAUUUUGGGUGGGGCCGACCUAUUUUUGUGGGGCCCACUGAGAUGACUCUUGAUGGUAUGGCAUAUAUACUGCCGAGCUGUAUGAAUGAUGGGAGCUUAUCACUGUUGAUUGCUUUGGAACAUGACCACAUGCAGCUCUUCAAGAAGUUUAUACAUGACAUUUAAGGCUGAGGGCUAAUAAGCAAAAACCUUAUUAGUGGGACCUAA